AACAUCUAAUAAUACAACUUAAACUAUAUUAGUCUAUAUAAUUUCGGAGUUAUGUAUUUCUCAAAGAGUCAUUUCAAACCAGAAGGUAAAGUGGCCGUAAUUAUCGGAGCUUCACAAGGUGUGGGUGCAGAUUUAGCGCUUAAAUUAUAUCAUCGUAAUUGUUCGGUUGUAUUAGUAGCUAGAACUACAAGUAAAUUACAAGCACAAGUUGAAAGAAUUAAAAAAACUGUUGGAGAAUCUGAAGCUUGUCAUAUUUCUUAUGUAUCAAGUGAUGUUUCUAAAUAUGAUGAAGCAAUUAAAUUAUGGGAAGAAAUUAUAAUUAAUAGAAAACUUGAUCCUGAUUUUAUUUUUACUUGUGCUGGUUCAUCAAUUCCUAAAUUAUUUAAUGAUUUAACUGGUAAAGAUAUUGAGAAUGGAAUUUUAAUUAAUUAUAAUACUGCAGUUAAUUCAAUUCAUACUGGAUUUAAACAAAUUUUAGCUUCUAAUUCUGAAAUAUCUCGUGAUCAAUUUAAGUCAAGACAUAUUAUAUUAUUUUCUUCAGUAGUAAGUUUUUAUCCAUUCAUUGGUUAUGCUCAAUAUGCUCCAUUAAAAGCGGCUAUUCAAUCUUUAUCUAUAAUACUUCGUCAAGAAUUAGGUCCAUACAAUUUUAGAAUUUCAUGUAUAUUCCCUGGUAAUUUCUUAAGUGAAGGUUAUGAAGAAGAACAAAAGACUAAACCAGAAAUUACUAAAACAAUUGAAGGUUCAAGUGUAGCAAUUCCAGGAGAAGAAUGUGCUGACUUAAUAAUUGAUCAAUUAAGUAAAGGUUAUGAUACAGUUACAACUGAUUUUGUUGGUUGGGUAUUAGGAUGUUCUGUUUUAGGAGUAUUACCUCGUAAUUGGUCAUUUUUUCAAAUCAUUAUUAGUUUCUUCUUUCUGAUUAUAGCUCCUAUUGCCAAUUGGGUAGUAUAUCGUGACAUAAUUACUUUUUUUAAAAAGAGAGAUAAUGAAUCUGAAGCUCAUAAAGUUGAUUAGAAUCUUACAUUAUAAUUAAAGUACAAUAUACACUACAGUAUAGUAUAGUUUUGUAUGCA
Messenger RNA from Scheffersomyces amazonensis, 1070 nucleotides. It is a transcript of the gene KSR1, whose product is annotated as 3-dehydrosphinganine reductase. Gene Ontology annotation, cellular component: endoplasmic reticulum membrane. The record is from RefSeq and is a predicted model, not a curated record. Bases 52 to 1011 code for a protein of 319 amino acids. The transcript has a single exon. NCBI's taxonomy places the organism in Eukaryota, Fungi, Ascomycota, Pichiomycetes, Serinales, Debaryomycetaceae. Gene Ontology annotation, molecular function: 3-dehydrosphinganine reductase activity. Gene Ontology annotation, biological process: sphingolipid biosynthetic process.